UUUAUGAUAAAAACAUGGUAUCUGAAAGCAAGCAAGUAAAAUUAUAAUUUUCAAUAGUUUAUGCCGAAAUAAAGACAAAAAGUUUCUUUAUUUCGGCAAAACUUUGGCUUAAUAACAAUAUCAAAUAUAAUUAUUUCCGAUUCCGUGUGGAAUUGUGUUAACAUAAACAUUUGUGACCUGUGGGCAGUGAUUAGAAUUGUUUUAUGUUAAGUUAUCCACAAUUAAGUUAUUAUAUAUAAUAAUUUAGCUAAAUUCUUGUUUGUUACAGGUGAGAUUUAUAAUUGGUCUUGGAUAAUGCGAAGAGUGUCUCGAAAAUUCUAACGACAUAAUGGAAGAUUUACGCACUAAACAUAAAACAAUACAAAAUGCUGCUCAUCACAUCGCUUUGGAGUGUAUUCACCCGCAGCGAAUAUAUUGUUCUGAGAAUUAUUAAAUUUUCAACAAAAUCUGGAGUGACAAAUAAUUUAAAUGAAUGUUUUGGAUGGAUUAAAUUACUCCGCAGCAAAAACAAAGUAAUAUACCACAUAAGGCUAUAAUGUUACUCAGUCUUUAAAAAUGCAAGUGAAAGCAUAAAAAGUUGAAGCUAGUUGAUGGUAUUUAUUCUUGUAAUGUGACCCAGAUAGCACUUGUUCACAGUGUGGUUUGUUCAUCUAUGUCUGUAUCUUUGGAUAUCACAGCCAGCACAUGGAUCUCCUUACCAUGUACAUCCUUAUCCUUCUCCUAUCCGUCUCCAACAUGCAUUUCAAGCUCAAACAAGUCCAAAGAUGUUUCAUCCAAAGGGUCUGAAGCCUCUCUUUGAUACAAAAUCAAAUGGAACACCAAACGAUAGUCCAAUUCUUGGUCGGGCAUUAUGUCUUACUCCACGCGCAAGUCCUCUCCCAGGACGAAUUUCACACUUAAAUGAAAAAUUUCAAGAAUCUCUAGUACUGAAUUCUGAUACAGAGGCUCUAGUUGCCAAGAUAAGUGCCAUGUUCCCUACUGUCAGUGAAACACACAUCAAGAUAUUGCUGAAGAAGUACUACAACCGUGAAGCUGUAGUAAUAAGUGCUCUACAAGUAGAAAAACACCCAAUCACUACUCCUGGACCAUUAACUGCAUCUCCAUCUGUUUCAAGAUUACACAAAGGUGCUAUGGGAAUUCACUCAGCUUUACAGUUAGCAAAAGGAGUUUCUGGCUCUUUGCAUGGAUCAUGUCAUUCCCCAUUUACAUUGACACCACAAGGUUCACCAUUAUUAUUACGUCCGACAUCAGGUGCAUCUAGUUAUUAUGGAACAACAAAGUCACAUGAAGGUGGUCAAACUACAAAACAUCAAUCUCCUAAAAUGAAAUUAAAAUAUCUAAAAAGUGUUUUCCCAAAAGCAGAAGAAACAUUGAUUUUAGAUGUUCUUGCAAAUAAGGACAACAAUGUACAAAUGGCCAGUGAAGAGCUUAUUACUAUGGGAUUUAGCAAGAAACAGACCGUAAUAAUACCUGUCAAACAAGAAUCUCCUCCGCCAGUUAAAAAAGCCAUCACAUUGAUGAAAACUACAGAAGAAAGAAAUCAAAUUAAGGAGAACUUCCAGAAAAAAUACAGUAGUAUAGCUGAGAGAGUGGUUUCUAUAGCUCUUGAAAGCGUCGAUUAUAAUGAAGAGAGAGCUGAACAAAUAUUAAAUGUGGUAAUCCAAGAAGAUGCCCAGGCACCGAAAUCGGUAACAGUUACACAGGUGAAGGAAACAAAACGCGCAGGAACUCCGGAAACAAAAUUUUGCGUCGAAGAAGAGGAAACAACUCCAGCGCCGGCCCCUGUUACACGCCGCAUCAAGACAUGGACGGAACAUUUGAAGCCGAUACUUAAAUCUUCAACGAAUACCGAACCGAAAUAUAAGUCGCAAUACUCUGGAUAUAAUACUGGUCCUAAUCCAACCCUAAGGCAAGGGCCAAAGGACAAUUUGUUAUUGGAGGACUAUAUGACAUGGAAUGGCCCAAAUCCUCAACUUCGUAUCGGCCAAACUGUUAAAGCCGAUGGCCCAGAAUCGCGUAAAAAUAUAUUCAUGGCUGUCUGUGGGCCCUCAGGCAGUGCCAAAGGACCGGCAGGUAUUGCAAAAGGCUCUGUGUACAAACUUAAUAAGAAGACCGCAAAAAUUGUGGUGUAAAUGUUACCAAGGCAUUCACCGUAGUAGUAGAUACAAAAGUACGACGUAGGUAUUAUAAAAGCUCAGAUGUUUCGAUUUAAGAAUAUUUUUUUAUUUCUAUGUUUUAUAAGGAGAAAUUAUUUCUAAAUAUUUUAUUAUCUAGUUAUUUCUUAGUCUGUGAUUUCCAAUAGUUUUAUAUAACAUAAGUACAUUGGUAAAUUUAUUUUUACGCAAUUAUUCCGAACUUCUUCCAGUCUUCUAUACGCCGUGUUCGAUAGUAGAUUUAAUCAAAUAUAUUGUUAUUAUAUAAUUUAUUUAAUAUAAUGCGUCUGGUGCUUCUUACCAGAAAAUUACAGCUUACAUCUCAGGUACUAAAUUAAUGAUUUGGACUAAUGUCGAUUUAAAUAUUAUUUAACGUCGACGGUUAAUAUUAAUCAAGUCUGGCAUUAUCGGUAUCCUUCCGACACAAAAGGGUCUGAUCAAAGCACUAUCUGAUUAAAUCUACCAUCGAGCUACUUUUAUUGUUAUCAACGAGAAAUAGCAUUUAAGGGCCUAUAUGAUCGCCAAACUCCUAAAAAGCACAUUGUUUCAUUCCAUUUUUUGUCAUCGUUUCUUGAAGUAGGGCGAAUAGAAAAAAUAUAUGGUGGAGUUGAGUAGUUUAUAUAUCCAUUUUGAAAGAUCGAUACACGAAUUAUAUGACUUCGCUCGAUAGAAAAAA
This is a messenger RNA of Pieris brassicae (large cabbage white), 2829 nucleotides long. RefSeq lists its product as uncharacterized. Bases 765 to 2132 code for a protein of 455 amino acids. Gene Ontology annotation, molecular function: ubiquitin binding. The record is from RefSeq and is a predicted model, not a curated record. The transcript has 11 exons. Lineage: Eukaryota; Metazoa; Arthropoda; Insecta; Lepidoptera; Pieridae.